Messenger RNA from Paramecium sonneborni, 1127 nucleotides. Lineage: Eukaryota; Ciliophora; Oligohymenophorea; Peniculida; Parameciidae. The record is from the annotation of a GenBank genome assembly.
GUAUCUAUUAUUUUAAAUAUUAAAAAUGCAAUAAGAACAACCUAAAGAAAUGGCUUAAGUAGUUUCAAUGGCAGAGAACGCAUAAUUUUUCAGAUUAAUUUAGAAUUCCAGAAAUAAGGUUUUUUAAGGGACUGUAAAACUGGCAUAAUUUUAAGAUUCAAAAACUCAUUUCAUUACAAUAGAGAGAUUCUGUCAGAAUAUUGUUCCUGGAACUCCUUUUGUAUAUAUAUAGUCUGAAUCUGGAUUGACACUUAUAUUUCCUCAUAUAGACUAAGGUAAAUCGAAAAAACUACAAUAUGUUUUAGGUUUAAAUGGAAUCUUUAUUCCACAAAGUGACUUAUUGAAUGUAUUCCACACAGCCUUAAACACUGUAGUUUCUAUGGUACCAUUUGAGUAAGCUAUGUAAAUACAGCAAUUCAAAGACACAAUUGAACUUCAUUGCAAAGACAUUGCUACUAACCCUUUAGAUAAUCCUAAUGAUGCUGCCUCGUAUAUUACAAAAGGAGGAGAGUAAAUUGAUUAAUUUUAUUCAUUAGCUAUCUGAAAAAAGGAUUUAUGUUCUUGGGAACUAUGAUGGCAUCAGGAAUAAAUAAAGGAACUUAAUAUUUGAAUGAUAAAAUAUAACCAGGUUAAGAAGUUUAAGUUGAUCCUAAUACAAAGACUAAAUUUUAAACUACAAAAGAGAAAGUUAGUGAAGUUUUUGAUGUAACAGGACAGUAUCUAGGAUAAUUGUUUAAACCAGUAGCAGAGAAAACAAAAGAAUUAACAAAUGAACUUGGAUAGAAAAUUGAUAAUUCAGAUAGCAAGAGUAAAUAUGAUGUUAAUGAUAUUUUAUAGUUUUGAAGUAAAGUAAAUAAUUAACAUCAGCUACUUGGGAUGCAGCAGGAACAGCACUUUCAGGAUUAGGAACAGCAUUAUGUUAAGUUGGAAGUUCUAUUGGAAAUGGAACAAAACAAAUAGUUUAAAAGAAAUAUGGAACAGAAGUUGUUAAUACUUAUUUAGGUGGUGAACAGUAAUAGUAGUAAGUACAACAAUAAUAACAACAACAAUAAUAAUAGUUGGAUCAAUAUCAACCAUUAAUUGAAGAAUAACCAGCACCAUCUUCAUGAAAAAUAUCAUAUAAUUAU